AUGCUGAAAGAAGUGAACCCAGGGACCCAUACGCAGUAUGAAACUGACAUUACUGGACGUUUCAAGUUUCUGUUUCUCUCUUUCGGUCAAUCAGUACGAGGUUUUUACAAAGCUAUUCGCAGGGUGAUUGUUGUGGAUGGGACAUUUUUGAAAAACAAAUAUAAAGGAGUUUUGCUCGUUGCUACAGCAUUAGAUGGCAACUCGAACUUAUAUCCGAUCGCAUUUGGGGUUGUCGAUUCAGAGAACGACUUGUCUUGGGAGUGGUUUAUGAGGCAACUAAAAGUUGUCAUUGCGGAUGAGGUGCGUUUGGCUUUUGUGUCAGAUAGAAAUGUUUCUGUAAUUAAAGCAUUUGAGAAAGUGUACCCACAAUCUAGUCAUGGUAUCUGUAUCCACCACUUGCUGAAUAAUGUGAUAACAUUUUUCAAGACACAGGGUUUGACUGGUUUGAUUGCGAAGGCUUCUAAAGAGUACAGAGUUUCUGCUUUUGAUACCAAGUUUGCUGCCAUUUGUUCUAUUAGUCAAGCUGUUGGAAAGUAUCUUCAGGACACUGGUGUUGAGAAAUGGGCACGAUGCAAAUUCCCCGGAAUUAGGUACGAUGUUAGAUCCACUAACCCAGCUGAGUCGAUAAAUAAUAAAUUGCUAACUCCUAAAGAGUACCCAGUUAUUCCUCUACUCGACAGCAUCAGAAAAAUGUUAACCAAUUGGUUUUAUGAGCGUAAAAGACUUAGCUCAAAGCAUCAGGCUCCUCUAACAUUUGAGGUUGAGACGAAGAUCGAGAGAAGGAUUGAUAAGGGUAAAACAUUCAUUGUUUACCCAGUUAGCCAGGAUCGAUUUUUGGUCAGAGGUGACAAAUAUGACUGUCUUGUUGAUUUGGGCAGAAGAACUUGUUCAUGUGGCAAGUACGACUUGCUUAAAAUUCCGUGUCGGCAUGCAAUUAAAGCAGCGUUUUCUGUGAACCAGCAGAUACACACUCUCACCGAUCAUUAUUACACUACUGAAAUUCUUGCAGAGAAAAUCGAAGAAGUCUCCCCGCAAACACGAACCAUAGCUCGUGUUUCUUGUCAGUGA
Molecule: messenger RNA, 1068 nt
Organism: Eutrema salsugineum
Lineage: Eukaryota; Viridiplantae; Streptophyta; Magnoliopsida; Brassicales; Brassicaceae
Exons: 1
Coding region: 1-1068 (355 amino acids)
Molecular function (GO): zinc ion binding
Source: RefSeq, a predicted model, not a curated record